GAAAGAUGAAAGGUGUACAGAGCACAUACCACCAUUCUUACACCUUAUCGUUCUUGCUUGUCUUGUUUCUAUUUCAUCCUAUCCUUUCGAUCGAUGUCAACACAUUGUCGUCUACAGACUUUCUUACAAUCUCAAGCAACAGAACACUUGUAUCUCACGGUGGAGUCUUCGAGCUUGGUUUCUUCAAACCUUCGGCACUCUCGCGUUGGUAUCUUGGGAUAUGGUAUAAGAAAUUAGUCUCCGAUAAAACCUACGCAUGGGUCGCCAACAGAGACAACCCUCUCUCAACAUCCAGUGGAAGCCUCAAAAUCUCUGGUAACAACCUUGUCCUGCUAGGUCAGUUUAAUAACUGUGUUUGGUCGACAAAUAUUACUAGAGGAAAAUCGACAUCUCCGGUGAUGGCAGAGCUUCUCCCUAACGGAAAUUUGGUAAUGAGAUACUCCUACAACAACGACAGUCCAAGUGGGUUCUUGUGGCAGAGUUUCGAUUUUCCGACGGAUACUUUACUUCCGGACAUGAAACUAGGUUACGAUCACAAAACAGGGCGCAACAGGUUCCUCACAUCAUGGAGAAAUUUUGAUGAUCCCUCAAGCGGUGAUUUCACGUACAAAUUCUACGUUCGAAGGGGCUUGCCCGAACUUUUUUUGAAGAAAAAUUAUGUUGUAAUGGAACGGAGCGGUCUGUGGAAUGGAAUCGAGUUUAGUGGCAUGCCGGAGGAACGUCGAAAUCACCCGGUUUACGAUUAUACAGAAAACAGUGAGGAGGUCGCUAUUAGGCUCCUUAUUGCCAACCAAAGCAUCUAUUCGAGAUUGACAAUCAUUGACGUAGGGUACCUCCAUCGAUCCACGUUGAUCCCGCCAUCACGGGGAUGGAGCAAUUUCUUGUAUUUCCCGAAGGACGACUGCGAUGCUUAUAAAAGCUGCGGACCUUAUGCCUAUUGUGACCUAAGCACGUCACCUAGAUGCAACUGUUUUGAAGGGUUCGAUCCCAUGAACCGGCAGCAGUGGGACUUGGGAGAAGGAUCAGAUGGGUGUGUGAGGAGGACACCGCUGAGCUGCAGCGGAAACAGGUUUUUAAUGCUACGGAAGAUGAAGUUGCCAGAUGCUAAGAUGUCUAUUGCCGAUCGGAUAAUUGACUUGAAGAAAUGUGAAGAGAGGUGCCUUACCGAUUGUAACUGUACGUCGUUCGCGGCUGCGGAUGUUCGAAGAGGCGUGACGGGCUGUUUUAUUUGGACAGGAGAGCUCUAUGAUACCCGGACUUACUCCUUCGCUGGUCAAGAUCUUUAUGUCAAAGUGGCUAAUGUAGAUCUAGUUCUUUCCUCGGACGAGGAGAGUGACAGAAAUGGAAAAAUAAUACGUUGGAGUAUAGGAGUCAGCCUUAUGCUUAUUCUGAGUGUUAUCGUGUUCUGCUUUUGGAAGAGGAGACAAAAGCAAGCAAAAUUAGCUGAAACACCCAUAGUGAAAACACAAGUUCUAAUGAACCGGAUGGUAUUACCAAGACAAAGAAACUUGUCUGGAGAUAACCAGGUAGAAGAUUUAGAAGUUCCAUUGAUAGAGUUUGAAGAUGUUCUCAUAGCCACCGAACAUUUUUCUGAUUGUAACAAGGUCGGAAAAGGUGGCUUUGGUGUUGUUUACAAGGGAAGGUUACUCGACGGGCAAGAAAUUGCGGUGAAGAGACUAUCGGAAAUGUCAGCUCAAGGUACCAAUGAGUUCAUGAACGAGGUUAGGCUAAUUGCAAGGCUUCAACAUAUAAACCUUGUCCAACUUCUUGGAUGUUGUGUUGAUGAGGGAGAGAAGAUCUUGAUCUACGAGUACUUGGAGAAUCUAAGCCUCGAUUCUCAUCUCUUUGAUUUAACCAGAAGACGUAUGCUAAAUUGGCAAAUGAGAUUUGAUAUUAUCAAUGGUAUUGCUCGAGGGAUUCUGUAUCUUCACCAUGAUUCAUCCAUUCGUAUAAUCCAUAGGGAUUUGAAAGCAAGCAACAUCUUGCUUGAUAAAGAUAUGACUCCGAAAAUUUCGGACUUCGGAAUGGCUAGGAUCUUUGGACGAGAUGAGACGGAAGCUAACACGAGGAAGGUGGUCGGAACUUACGGCUACAUGUCCCCAGAAUACGCUUUAGAUGGGAUAUUCUCGAUAAAGUCAGAUAUAUACAGUUUUGGAGUCUUACUUCUUGAAAUUAUAAGUGGCAAGAGGAAUAAAGGAUUCUACUACUCGGGCCGUGACUAUAAUCUUCUCGAAUGUGUGUGGAGGAAUUGGAAAGAAGGUCAAGGUCUAGCGAUUGUAGACACGGUCAUCAUAGAUUCUUCAUCACCAACGUUCAGGCUACGUGAAAUCCUACGGUGCUUACAAAUUGCACUCUUAUGUGUUCAAGCACGUGUAGAGGAUAGACCACUGAUGUCGUCGGUUGUUUUGAUGCUGGGAAGCGAAGCAGAAGAUAUUCCUCAACCUAAACCGCCAGGUUAUUGCGUCAUAGGAAAUUCUUCUGAAACUUAUUCGACUUGGAGUAAACAGCCAGACAAUGAAGCUUGCACAGUGAACCAAAUUACCAUGUCGAUUAUAGACGCUCGGUAA
This is a messenger RNA of Brassica oleracea var. oleracea, 2567 nucleotides long. Its product is annotated as receptor-like serine/threonine-protein kinase SD1-8. The transcript is spliced from 7 exons. The coding region runs from base 6 to 2567 and encodes 853 amino acids. Lineage: Eukaryota; Viridiplantae; Streptophyta; Magnoliopsida; Brassicales; Brassicaceae. The record is from RefSeq and is a predicted model, not a curated record. Gene Ontology annotation, molecular function: protein serine/threonine kinase activity; ATP binding. Gene Ontology annotation, biological process: recognition of pollen; protein phosphorylation.